UGCAAAAAAGAUUUACAGACAGUAUAUAUAUUUAUUGGUUAUGUUACUGGAUUUGCAGGACUUUUCACAGGUUGUUUUGUGACGCUAUUUAGUGUAUACGCAAUAUUGGCUCAUUUGAGUGGCAUGUUCUCUCCUAGAACUGAAGCUGGUUAUGUUGAAACUGUUUACCCUAUUUUCAGCAUGUUUGCAUUGCUAAGCUUGCACUUGUUCAUGUAUGGUUGCAAUCUGUUCCUGUGGAAGAACACAAGAAUCAACUACAACUUUAUAUUUGAAUUUCAACCUAGAACAGCUCUCAAAUACAGAGAUGCAUUCCUCAUAGGAACUUGUUUAAUGACUGCUGUUGUUGGAGCUCUGGUUAUUCAUUUAAUCUUACUUUCAAGUGGAUUUUCUCCUAGCCAAGUUGAUGCAAUUCCUGGAAUUCUCCUACUGAUUUUUCUUGCUCUGCUGAUAUGUCCAUUGAACAUUUUCUAUCGUCCAACGCGCUUCUACUUCCUUAAAGUCAUACGUAACAUUGUCUGCUCUCCAUUUUACAAGGUAUUAAUGGUAGACUUUUUCAUGGCUGAUCAACUAACAAGCCAGAUCCCAUUGAUGAGGCACUUGGAAUCAUCAGCUUGCUAUUUUCUUGCUGGAAGUUUAACAAAUCAUGGACUUCCAACCUGUAAGUCCGGACGAAUGUACAGAGAGCUUGCUUAUGUUAUAUCUUUCGCCCCAUAUUAUUGGCGUGCAAUGCAGUGUGCGAGGAGAUGGUUUGACGAGUCUGACAUAAAUCACUUGGCUAACUUGGGAAAGUAUGUUUCUGCAAUGGUAGCAGCUGGUGCUAGGCUAACCUAUGCAAGGCAACCUGAUUCACAGUUAUGGUUGGCAAUUGUAUUGGUGACUUCAGCUAUAGCUACAGUUUAUCAAUUGUAUUGGGAUUUUGUUAAGGACUGGGGAUUUUUUAACUUAAAAUCCAAAAAUCCUUUGCUUAGAGAUGAGCUAAUCCUCAAGAAUAAGAGCAUUUACUAUGUUUCAAUUGCUUUGAAUUUGGUCUUGAGAGUAGUUUGGGUGGAGACAGUGAUGCAUUUCAACGUUGGAUUAUUUGAAUCGCGUUUACUGGACUUUUCCCUUGCCUCAUUAGAAGUUAUUCGACGUGGUCACUGGAACUUUUACAGGUUGGAGAAUGAGCACUUGAACAAUGUUGGAAAAUUCAGAGCAGUGAAAGCAGUUCCAUUGCCAUUUCGCGAGACAGACUCUGAUUGCUAGAAUAAAUUUUUGAUCACUUAUGGUGAGAGUGGAGAAUCCACCAUCAUUUAUUGAUCAUUUAACAAUGAAUUGAGCCUUAGGGAUCAAAGUGUUGCCAAGAAAAAUCGCAAUCAGCUAAUGUUAUUUCCAUGUCAGUUGUAUAUUUUCUCAUUCUUAACUCUAAUAUGAUCAGAAAUGUAUCUCUGAUAUCUAUUAUUCUUAGUAAAUAUCAAAAGUCUCUAUUUUCCUGAA
This is a messenger RNA of Nicotiana tabacum (common tobacco), 1473 nucleotides long. The record is from RefSeq and is a predicted model, not a curated record. Lineage: Eukaryota; Viridiplantae; Streptophyta; Magnoliopsida; Solanales; Solanaceae.